Cladophialophora carrionii CBS 160.54 is the source of this 222-nucleotide messenger RNA. RefSeq lists its product as uncharacterized. The record is from RefSeq and is a predicted model, not a curated record. NCBI's taxonomy places the organism in Eukaryota, Fungi, Ascomycota, Eurotiomycetes, Chaetothyriales, Herpotrichiellaceae. The transcript has a single exon. The coding region runs from base 1 to 222 and encodes 73 amino acids.
AUGGCGGACGACUUUCGCCCCGGGAAGUCCUACUUCUGGAUCUUCUUCACCGUCAGCACUCCACUCACGGUCGUGAUCAUCUUUUUCCUGGUCUUGAACCAGAACUGGGAGUACUGGCAGGACCGUGGCUGGCUGGUGUUGAAUAUCAGCACUCAACGGCGGGCUCCCCAAGCAAGACAACAGCAUGUAACACGGUCGAAGCAUGGGGAGCUCCCCUUGUGA